This is a messenger RNA of Echinococcus granulosus, 693 nucleotides long. Its product is annotated as Dual specificity protein phosphatase. Gene Ontology annotation, molecular function: protein tyrosine/serine/threonine phosphatase activity. Bases 1 to 693 code for a protein of 230 amino acids. NCBI's taxonomy places the organism in Eukaryota, Metazoa, Platyhelminthes, Cestoda, Cyclophyllidea, Taeniidae. Gene Ontology annotation, cellular component: cytosol. The record is from RefSeq and is a predicted model, not a curated record. Gene Ontology annotation, biological process: protein dephosphorylation. The transcript has 4 exons.
AUGGGGGGUGUGAUGUCUUCAAUAGUUCCCGGUGUCUACGUUGGAGGUUUAACUAGCGCUAGGUCGGAGAGUGAAUUGAAUCACUGCCAAAUCACACACAUAUGCAGUGCCUUUCAGUACCCCUUAUCCCUUGACCCGAAGCGUGUCCACAAACAGUUCAUCAUUCAAGAUUCUCCCGAAGAGGACAUUGCUAAAUAUUUCGUUGACGCGAUCGAUUUUAUUCACGGCGCUCGGGUCAAUCACGGCACAGUUCUCAUCCACUGCGCCUGCGGUAUCUCCCGCAGUGUUUCUCUAACAAUGGCUUAUCUCCUCUGCAUUACCGAUUUCAAACUUCGCGACAUCUACAAAGGCUUGCGAGCUGCUCGCUUAGGUGCCUGUCCCAAUUACGGAUUCCUACGCCAGCUACAGCGGUUUGAGGAGUCAGGCGACUACUUAAAAGCGCGGCAAUUCCUCAUAGCAAAGUACGGUCCCUGGUCGCCAGAGAAGUUGGCAGCGGACCGGGCGGCAAUGGAGACGCACAUAGCGGCGCAAGAGGCUUUUAUUCAGACUGGUUACUACCCUUGGGAUGGGCGACCACCCUCCGCACCCGCGACAGGAGAGAAAGGGGCGUCUGCGCGCUUCAUAUGUCGCCUGUCCGACGGCGCUAGCACUCUGGAAGAAGCUUUGGCUUCUGCUCCUCCCUCGAACCAAUAG